Molecule: messenger RNA, 336 nt
Organism: Pieris macdunnoughi
Lineage: Eukaryota; Metazoa; Arthropoda; Insecta; Lepidoptera; Pieridae
Source: the annotation of a GenBank genome assembly
AUGGACGGGCUGGAAGAAGUCGUGGUCGCGAAACGUGGACCGGCAUCACAUCCGCCGAGGACCUUUUUAGACUACUGCAAGAUGCCCGGCAAUUCGCUAACCCCUAUAAUAUAUAAGAGGUUGUUAACAACCUUUAGUAAUAAAGUGGCUCCUGAAGAACAAGAACUUGCUAAACAUAAGGGUUAUUAUGAAAAAAGUAAUUAUUUUGUGAAGCAGCUUAAAAAGCUAAAGCAUACAGGCUCCGAAUAUGAUUUUGUCCCAUUCGGUGUCGAGACCCCUGGUCCUUGGGGUCCUAGCGCUAUAAGGCUUUUUAAGGAAAUAGCAAAAUGGUUUUGA